Nannospalax galili (Upper Galilee mountains blind mole rat) is the source of this 4774-nucleotide messenger RNA. RefSeq names its product solute carrier family 35 member E2B (gene Slc35e2b). Lineage: Eukaryota; Metazoa; Chordata; Mammalia; Rodentia; Spalacidae. The coding region runs from base 1253 to 2470 and encodes 405 amino acids. The transcript is spliced from 9 exons. The record is from RefSeq and is a predicted model, not a curated record. Gene Ontology annotation, molecular function: antiporter activity. Gene Ontology annotation, cellular component: Golgi apparatus.
AACCUUCGAGGCCCCGCCCCCACCAAGGCUCAGGAAGGAAGGAGUACCGUGCGUUCGCCAGUAAGCACCUUUGUCUUCUAGGUCUGACCUAUUUGGCCGACUUUCUGUUCCUUGAAACGGAACUCAGGCUCUGACUUAGAGGUCGGCCUCCACAACCUCAGCCGGACCCUCCUUCCCUUCUGGUCAACGUGGAAUGUUCUGGAAUGUACCAAGAGGCAGCCACAGGGGGAAACCGUCGUUUAUUCGUUUGUCAGCACCAUCUUACCUGCGAUUGGAACGUUCAGGAAGGUGCCAACGGGCGGCCACAGGAGGCGCUGUCGUUUAAUAUCCUGCACUCCGCCUCUGAGUAAGACGUUCCGGAAAGCGGCAAUGGGGAGACACGGGCCAGGUGUUCGUUUCUCGCGUCUUCCCCUGACGGGCCGUGGUGGAGCAUCCCGGAAGGUACCAAUGGACAGACACCGGCGGGGGAGCUCCGCAACUAGAGUGUCUCCCCUGGCGCCCGAUGGAACAUUCCGGAAGGUACCAAUGGGGUUCAUUUGUCGCGUCUCCAGCCGCAGUGUCUCCCCCUGGUGGACCGAAGUGGAACAGUCCGAAAUGUGCCUCCCCGCUCCUGCCGCGCGCGCUGUGAUUUCGUAGCGCGUCUCCACUGACGUCAGCUGGAUGGCGAGGAGUCCGUCGCGUCUUCCUGUGCGCCACUUCCGAUCCCUUCCGGCCCCGGUGUAUUCCAAAUCUAAACCCUUGCCUGCCCGGAGUGUGUGCACCGCCAGGGGGUGCGCGGCCUUCGCCCUGAGCCCUGGACCCCGCCCCCGCGGUGUGAGGUAGCGUGGGGACCCGGCAGUGUGACCGGCCCCGCGCCCCGUGAGACCGGCUCGAUUCCCCACGCCCGCGGCCGCCCCUGCGCGCCUACCGCAGUGCCCUGGGCGUGGGAGGGAGGCGGCGUAUGAACGCGAGUGACAGUCCUCAGCACCGAGCCGAGUCGGGGAUCGUUAGUUUUCGCCCGAGGCCAGGUGGCCCCGCGUCCUCGCGGCUGCCCGGGCCACUCUUAAGGACCGUCGUUUUCGCGGGCUCGGCGGAUCUCGCGGGGCCGGGCGCACAGCCUCUGCUUCCACACUCUGCUGGAGAUAGGCACGUUGUGGGCUACAUUCAUGCAGACCCGGACUGCUGCCUCCUUCCUCAGCUGUGACUCUGUAUCUGAGCAGUUGUCGUGGUCCAUGCUGUCCAUCCUUGAGAAAAGCUUGCAAGUGGUCUCAGCAUGUCAUCUUCCACAAAAUCCCAAGCACUGGAGGAGUCUGUGCCUGGCUGCGAAGAGGAGCUAAAAGGAAAACCGCUCCUCACCUGGGGCUCUCUUUUCAGUCACCGAAGCGAGAAGAUUGUCUUUACCAAAGGUGAGAGCAGCUCGGAGGAGAGCCUGCUCACUGUCACCAUCACGGAGACUACCGUCAUUGAGUCGGACCUGGGUGUGUGGAGUUCAAGGGCACUCAUCUACCUCACGCUGUGGUUCUUCUUCAGCUUCUGCACACUCUUCCUCAACAAGUAUAUCCUGUCCCUGUUGGAGGGCGAGCCCAGCAUGCUAGGUGCCGUGCAGAUGCUGUCAACCACGUUAAUUGGAUGUGUUAAGAUAUUUGUUCCUUGCUGUUUAUAUCAGCACAAAGCCCGGCUCUCCUAUCCACCCAAUUUCAUCAUGACUAUGCUCUUUGUGGGCCUCAUGAGGUUUGCAACAGUGGUUUUGGGGCUGGUCAGCUUGAAGAAUGUGGCCGUUUCCUUUGCUGAGACGGUGAAGAGCUCGGCUCCCAUUUUCACUGUGAUCAUGUCUCGGAUGAUUCUGGGGGAGUACACAGGGCUGCUGGUCAGUCUAUCCCUUAUCCCUGUCAUGGGAGGGCUAGCACUGUGCACUGCUACCGAGAUAAGCUUCAACGUCCUGGGGUUUUCGGCUGCAUUAUCCACCAACAUCAUGGAUUGUUUGCAGAAUGUUUUUUCAAAAAAGCUGCUCAGCGGGGACAAAUACAGGUUCUCAGCUCCAGAGCUGCAAUUCUACACUAGUGCUGCUGCCGUGGCCUUGCUGAUUCCAGCCUGGACUUUCUUCAUGGACAUCCCUGUCAUUGGGUGGAGUGGGAAGAGCUUCAGCUACAGCCAGGACAUCGUGCUGCUACUGCUGACUGAUGGUGCCCUGUUUCACCUUCAGAGUGUCACUGCAUACGCCCUCAUGGGAAAGAUCUCCCCAGUGACUUUCAGCGUUGCCAGUACAGUGAAGCACGCCUUGUCUAUCUGGCUCAGCAUCAUCGUUUUUGGCAACAAAAUCACCAGCCUGUCUGCCAUUGGCACCAUCCUUGUGAUAAUGGGUGUCUUGCUCUACAACAAAGCCAGGCAGUACCAGCAGGAGACCAUGCAGAGCCUGGCCACAGCCACCCAUCGGGGCCCAGAGGACGACACAGAGCCACUGGUUCCCCUGGACUCCAGACAGCACCACUGAGCAUAGGAGGCCUCUGGACAUCGCUUAGCUCCUUUCUGAUGCUGUGUCCCUUGGAGACCAGGCCUAGACUGCAUUCUGCACUACAUGCUGGGCUAAGGAGGCAGACUCUGCAGGCUUGGUCUUCUGCUCCUCACUGGAAGUCAGAUGUGGGAAUCAGGGAUCAGUUUCUGCCUGACAGAACCCUGCAGGAAGGAGUGGAUGGCCUGUUGCUCCCCUGGCCCACCGUCCAGGCUGCAGCUGGGCCAACAGCUCUGUGGAGCCCACUGUGGAUAAAUGCAGGCUCCAGUGCAAUGUGAGCUGUUCUCUGCCUGGUGCCAGCUAGGAGACCACAGGUAUUGAAGCCACCUGGUCUCUGGUCAUCCAUGGAGACUAACCACAGUGGCCAUGCUGCUGUGUUGAAACAGAAGUCCCAGGUGCCAGUGCCCCCUUUAUGGACCCCCCAACCACCCUCAGAAACCAGAAUGGUUUACAGGUGUGGAAACAAGUCUCCUGCCCCUGAGGGAGGGUGCUUGUGUGAAGGAGAGGAUUCCCCUGGCUUGUGUUGCACUGAGCCGCCCUUCCUUCAGGGUGCUGUUCCAUGUGAUGCUAAGAAUGUGAUUUCCACACCCUAGAGGGUGAUUGCGGACAACUGGCAAAGGUGCCCUGGAAUGCUUUUCCGUCUUGGGUCUGGAUGAAUGUGAGGCAGGCUGUUCUGAAUGGCAAGAUUUCCUUGGGGAUGGAUGACUGGGGAGGUCUGGCAGAGCAUGUUUGCAGUUUAUGCUGCAUUUAAAGUGACACUGCUUUGUAGCAGAGCAGGCACCCGUACAGGUUUCUGGAGUGUCUGCAUGCAAGGUAGAACACAGUCUACAUCCACAGCUGACUCCCCAGGGACCAUUUGUGACAGCACCUGGACCAUCAAGUGCCCAGAGUCUGUCCUUCCAUGCUAGGGUCCAGAGCGAGAGAGCCUGAGCAGUGGAGGAGCACAGCGGGGGCUUGGGUACAAGGGGCUGAGGCUCUCUACCUUGUUCCUAAUUUUGUGGGUUCCGAUGUGGGUACAAUCCCUGUCCAGGCAGUUUUCAAGACCCUUUGUGAUGGCAGCAGGGGCACUACCUGCCCCAAAUCUCCCUUCCCCUCCCUGCUCUUUAGUGCCCAUGGUGGUUCACUGGUUUCCCAUUUGGCUUCUUGCCUGGGGAUAUGAAAAUAGCCCCUUCAGGAGUAGGUUUAGGUAAAAAGAGCAAUAAUUAUGUCUUAAGUUCUACCGACUUGAAAAAAAUCUGCCAUGGUGAUGGAUCUUCACCACCACUGUGAAGAUGUUUUCUUAUGUGGCACUGGCAAAGGUGCCCUGGAAUGCUUUUCCUUCCUCUUCGCUUUCUCCAAAACUAAAGGCCAGUGGAGGCCAGGUGGUAGAUGUGGUAUUCAUCUGUGCAGUGGACCUGUCCACUGAGUAACAUGGUGGUGGGGGGCGGCGAGCUGCUGACCCAGGGAGAAUGGCACAUGCCAGCCCGCAUUGGUUGCAGGAGUCUUCUCCCAGACCUUGUCUGAGUGUGCUCGGAGCGCCAGGUGCCUGGUUUCUGCCUAUUGUUUGGAAUUUCUGGCUCUGGGUCUCUUGUGGAAUUAGGAAGUGGCCCUUCAUGAUUAGCUCAGCCCCGCCUGCCUCACCAGUCUCUCAGCCUGUUUUGAUUUUCUAAUUUUGGGGACCAGAAACAGAAACAAAUAUUUUCCUAAAUAAUAGCAAGUUAAGCAAUUUCUUGUAAAGCUGCUUUUGAGACCUGUUCUCAUCCUAGGCAGAAAUGUCUUGGAACUUGUGCUGGGGCCAGCACACAACCCCAGCCAGCUUAGCAUUCCUUCUACAUAGUUGCUACCCACAACCGCUUCACCCAGCAUUCCCGGGACAGCCCACAUCCAGAGUCCUAGAAUGGCCCUGCCUGGCCAUUUGUUAAGAUCAUACAAUCACAAUGUUGUUUUUUUUAUUAACUUUGUCCAGUACUUUUACAGAAUAUUCUGUUCUUAAUGACACUGAAGUGCAUGCAGAAUUAUUGACACCAGGUGUCAUUACUCCUCUUGGGUUAAUUCUUCCUUCGUCUAUGUUGUCUGUGCUGUUGUAUACAAACAAGAACACUGGACAGACCUUUUGAGCCAGCUGUACUUACUUACUGUACCCAUAGUCAGAGAUACACAACUUCCUCAUUUCAAAAACACUUUCAGGGGCUGGAAAGAUGGCUCAGUGGUUAAGAUCUCAUACUGCUCUUGCAGAGGACCCAACUUUGAUUGCCAGCAUCCAUGUCUAGUGGCUCACAACUGCCUGGAACUCCAACUCCAGGAAUU